UCACUGCAUACGUGGAUGCCCGUACGUAAGAACCGCCCUGGUUCGAGUAUAAAAGCCUCGCCUAUGAUUCGGACCAACCCAGUCUUACUUCGUCCUGGUUCUUGUGAUCGUCGAAGACUCUCUCCUUGUACUGGAUCUAACCAGCCUCCUGUGAUCAUCAUGAACGCCGCUCUCUCCACCAUUCUAUUCGCGCUUUUCUCGGCCGCCUCCGCCGGCUUCAUCGGGGGCUACAGUGGCUACGGCAGUGGUCUUGGUGCCAUCAGUGGUGGUGCUGGCUACGCUGGCGGCUACGGUGCUGGUAUCGGAGGCGCCGCCGUUGCUGCUGCUCCAGUUGCUGUCGCAGCGGCUCCAGCUGCUGUUGCAGCGGCUCCAGCUGUUUCAGUGCGCAGUACGUCCUAUGGCAACAGUGCGGGAGGUGCCGCCAUUCUUUCCGGAGGCGUGACUGGUGGUCUCGCCGGCAGUAGCAUCGGUCUGUUCUCCGGGGCCGGCCUCGGCUACGGUGGAGGACUCGGUCUUGGUGGCCUCGGAGCCGGUGCUGGAUACGGCGUCGCCGUCGCUCGUCCCGCCAUCGCUGUCGCUCGUCCAGCCAUCGCUGUCGCUCGUCCCGCCAUCGCCAUCGCUCGUCCCGCCAUCGCCGUAGCUCCAGCCGUGACUGUGGCUCGCCCUGUGGCUGUGGCUCGUCCAGUGGCUGUGGCUCGUCCAGUGGCCGUGGCCCGUCCCAUCGCCGUUGCUGCCCCGGCUGUGGCUACCAUUGCUGCUGCCCCGGCUGUGGCUACCGUUGCUGCUGCCCCGGCUGUGGCUACCGUUGCUGCCGCCCCGGCUGUGGCUACCGUUGCUGCCACCCCAGCUGUGGCUACCGUUGCUGCUGCCCCGGCUGUGGCUACCGUUGCUGCUGCCCCAGCUGUGUCCAUUGGAGGUGGUCUUGGUGGUCUGGGUCUUGUUGGUGGUGGCUACAGUGGAUUCGGUGCUGGAUACGGUCUCGGCUACGGCGCUGGUCUUAGCAAGCUCGCUGUUGUUGGCGGUCACGGUGGUUAUGGGGUUGGCUACGGCGCCGGAUAUGGAUUUGGCCACGGAGCUGCCCUCGGAAGUCUCGGAGUUACUUAUGGCCAUGCCGCCAAGUGGUGAAUGCCAGCUCCCUCCGAAUGCCCUCGGAUGGUGUAACAACAUCCACCGGAGUCUGUCGGCUGGACUUAUGCAUAUAUACGCAGCCACAAGAAAAACGAGGUUCAACUUAUAAUAUAUUUUCAAAUUUUGUGAUACUCAAUGUCUGACUCAAUACUCAUGCUGGUUUCGACAAUCUGUGUGCGUUUCGGUUCAAAGAGCCAGGACAUUAAAUGAGAAGCCGGUUUUA
Molecule: messenger RNA, 1351 nt
Organism: Rhipicephalus microplus (southern cattle tick)
Lineage: Eukaryota; Metazoa; Arthropoda; Arachnida; Ixodida; Ixodidae
Source: RefSeq, a predicted model, not a curated record